CAGCAGCAAUCAUCAUGACCGGCAGAGGCAAAGGAGGCAAGGGGCUCGGAAAGGGAGGCGCCAAGCGUCAUCGCAAGGUCCUUCGCGACAACAUCCAGGGCAUCACGAAGCCGGCCAUCCGCCGUCUGGCCCGUCGCGGCGGAGUCAAACGCAUCUCCGGCCUCAUCUACGAGGAGACCCGCGGUGUCCUCAAGGUGUUCCUCGAGAACGUGAUCCGCGACGCCGUCACCUACACCGAGCACGCCAAGAGGAAGACCGUCACCGCCAUGGACGUCGUCUACGCCCUCAAGCGCCAGGGACGCACCCUCUACGGCUUCGGCGGCUAAGCUACCGCAUCACCGCACAGCUUGGCAAAAAUCGGCCCUUUUCAGGGCCACCCAAAUAUCUCCGUCUAAUCUCAAAAGCAUUAUUGUCUGCUAACAAAGAAGAUUUAUCGGAAUUUUGUUCAUGAGAUAUGAGAAUUUAAUGAUGCACAGAGAUAAGCAUCAAUUGUUAUUUAUCAACAAUAUGAGAUCUUCAAACUGU
Messenger RNA from Cloeon dipterum, 525 nucleotides. Its product is annotated as histone H4. The transcript has a single exon. Bases 15 to 326 code for a protein of 103 amino acids. NCBI's taxonomy places the organism in Eukaryota, Metazoa, Arthropoda, Insecta, Ephemeroptera, Baetidae. Gene Ontology annotation, molecular function: DNA binding; protein heterodimerization activity; structural constituent of chromatin. The record is from RefSeq and is a predicted model, not a curated record. Gene Ontology annotation, cellular component: nucleosome. Gene Ontology annotation, biological process: nucleosome assembly.